Rhizoctonia solani is the source of this 6471-nucleotide messenger RNA. Its product is annotated as IQ and RasGAP domain protein. Lineage: Eukaryota; Fungi; Basidiomycota; Agaricomycetes; Cantharellales; Ceratobasidiaceae. The transcript is spliced from 19 exons. Gene Ontology annotation, cellular component: cytoplasm; mitotic actomyosin contractile ring. Bases 1 to 6471 code for a protein of 2156 amino acids. Gene Ontology annotation, biological process: mitotic actomyosin contractile ring assembly actin filament organization; regulation of GTPase activity; regulation of actin cytoskeleton organization. The record is from RefSeq and is a predicted model, not a curated record. Gene Ontology annotation, molecular function: actin filament binding; calmodulin binding; GTPase activator activity.
AUGGACCGCUCUAACAGCACCGCGUCGACAUCAUCUGCGGCCUCUUCACUGUCGCGUGGCACAUCUAAAACAUCAAAUACUGGGUUGGCUGCAUAUCAGGAGCGUCUACUUGAACGUACACUAUCAGGCAGGCCUGGGGUUCAGAAUACUCAGAAUAGGGGUAUAUUUGCGUCACCAACGGGCGGACCUACCCCUACGAGAAGAUGGGUACCAGCGCAUAGAGUAAGUGCUAGCGUCGAUACUGCGCGCGCAAGAUGGGAUUCCCGCGGCGAAGAUCAGCAUGAAGGCGAAAUCACUCCGAUCCAAUCGCCAACGAGGCCGAUGUCCUCCGCAGUUGAGGACAUUAUACGCCGUAAUACAAGCACACGAAGUACGAGUUCAGAGUCUUCUCUUACGCAGCUACACUCUACCGAACCUCAGCCCCCGGCAAUGGACGAUUCUCACCCCCCACUUCAAAGGCCUCCGUCUAGGACUGUGGAAGAUAUUUUACGACGGCGUGAUCUUCUCAAAGAUACUGUUUCUGAAUCUCCUACUCGAACUCACACCUACCUCACCGAAGCACCAAACACACCACCCUCACCGAGCAACGCAGCAUUGCAGACAGCUUCGAUUGUUUCUCGGCCUCGUGAUACGCCUUCGUUUGUGAAACGACGGACCCUUCCAGCACCAAUUGCCGUAUCUUCAUACUUGCCAGAGAGCCAGCCCAAAUCACAUCCGGUGGCUUCAGAAUCAAAUUCUUCAGCGCCAGCAUCUGUCUCACCCACUAGGACAAGAGGUCCUGAGCGAACGGAAGUUGCUACUCUUGGACGCACAUUCAGAGCACCGUCCUCCAUUUCGCGGACCAAUGCCGAGCAACCCUCGGAAACCGCCACCCUAGGGCGGCGCUUCGGUAUAAAUGCAUUAUCAAGCAAUGCCCCAUCAGACUCAACUACGAUACAUUUCCCACCCACGAACGAGCGACUAGGGCCCGGUCAGCCAGCCGAACCCCCUGAGAGAGUUAAUACGUUGGGGCCCCGACGAGGCCGUUCUCAAAGCGUAGAUGUUCUUGCCCAAGCCGAAGCUGCUAGAAAAAACUAUACGCCGGAGCCGAAUACUCCGAUGUGGAUACAUUCUCGUGGAAGCUUACGGAGGACCGGAGGACCCUCGUCCUCAUCCAAAGCUCCGACUCCGGAGUCUCAAUCUCCGGUUCCUCCGCUAUCGCCCUCCAAGACCGGAGAGGAUGCAGCGCCCCUAUCUCCUGUCAAGUCCUUUCAGCAGAUCGUUAUUCCACCAUCACCGGUCAAAGCUGGAUUUACACUGCCCUCCCCUACUAAGCCCGGAUUCGAACUUCCCGCUCUAGAUAGACUAACACUUGAUGAAUCUGGACAAACCGCCGAGAACAAUCCCGUUGGUGGUUCAGCCACUCUCAAGCGAAACAAAUAUGGUACUGGUCUUUCUGCCGGGGGCCGGAGGCUUGGUCGGCAUCUUCCUCGUAUUGCGAGUGGUGACGGCGGUGACGAUUGGGACGAACCACGAGCCAAGCCUCCGGAGGUACUCGCACGAGAGAAACGCGAGCGUGAGCGAGAGGAAAAGCGAAAGCAGCUGGAGGAAAAGAGGGAGAGGGAGCGAGAAGCUCGAGAGCGCCGACGGACUCUGCAGGGGCAUAACAUAGAAGAAGAAUUCCCACCGGCUCUCCCUGCAUCCGCCGCACUACCGCCACCAAGUACUGCACCGGCUGGUGUUGAUGACGUAGCUGGGAUACCUGGUCGAUUGCGUUUUACUCGUGAUACAGUACCCAUGCCAAGUUCAAGAUUGAUAGGAAAUUGGGCCGAUUCUCAGCGCAAACAUCUUCAAGCGUAUGAGUACUUGUGUCAUGUAGGGGAGGCUCAACAGUGGAUUGAGGGAUGUCUAGGCAUGGAACUUGGGUUCGGAGUUGUAGAGAUGGAUGAAGGUCUAAGGAAUGGUGUUGUGCUUGCGAAGCUGGCCAAGGCGAUUGGAGAGGCUGGCGAGGGUGAUGUUGUCCGAAGGAUAUUUGAGCACCCAAAAUUGCAAUAUCGUCACACAGAUAACAUCAACUACUUCCUUGUGUUUGUUAGAAACGUCGGUUUACCACUGAGCUUCGAGUUUGAUACCAUAGAUUUGUACGAAAAGAAGAAUAUCCCAAAGGUUAUAUAUUGCAUUCAUGCACUCAGUCAUUUGUUGUCCCGUCGUGGUAAAGCGCAACGCAUAGGAAAUCUACUCGGACAACUUCAGUUCUCGGACGAUCAACUCGCCGAAACGCAGAAGGGUCUAGCAGCGGCCGGGGUGAACCUACCCAACUUCAAAUCUGUGGGCAACAAACUUGCACAGGAAAUAAACGAAGAACCAGAGGUCGAGGUGGAGACCGAGGACGAACGACGAGAUAGACUAUUGCUCGAGAACGAGGCUUCAAUCAUUGCUUUGCAAGCUCAGGCACGUGGAUAUCUGAUCCGAAGACUCCAAGAGGCUCGUCAAUCACAUCUUCGACUCGCAGAAAGAUCUCUUAUGAAACUUCAAGCUCGAGGACGCGGGUUUUUGCAGAGACAAAAGAUGUCCGAGGCUCGCAAGCAACAGGCAGACCUAGAUCCUUGGAUUCGUGCACUGCAGGCUACCAGCAGAGGUUGGCUCGCCAGGCGUAGUCUGCGAUCUCGCGUGGUUCGCGUACGGUCCGCAUCCGAAUUCUCGGUCAGGAUUCAAGCCCAAGUUCGAGGACUUUUGGAGCGUAGACGAUAUAUGCGUCUCAAAUCUGCCUUGCGUUCAAGUAAAGUAUCCUUUGUUGGACUUCAAGCCUAUGCCCGCGCCAAGAUUGCGCGACUUGCACAUCAUGAGGCCGUGAAGUCUCUGCACGAACCAGUUGUUAUGCAUGGGGUAGUCGGACUUCAGGCGACAUGCCGAGGAGUUUUGGUUCGAAUGCGUAUCUCUCGAGAACUUUACAACUAUGCUUUGGCCGAGUCUUUGUUUGUCGGCCUACAAGCACAUGUGCGAGGCUUGCUCGUUCGAAGACGAAUCGGCCGUCAACUGAAGAAACUAGACGAUGCCACAGAUGUAGUUGUCUCCAUUCAGGCCGCUGCUCGAGCUUUCUUGGCUAGGAGGGAUCUGUUGUCAUUGAUUCAUGGUCUGAGAAAAGCUGUGCCUUUUGUUGUCGGUCUGCAGGCGCAAGCCCGGGCGAACCUGGCCCGGAGGAGACAUAAAGCGAUGACUAAAGCUCUCGGAGAGGUCAAAGUUCUUACGGCAGUGGGAGGACUCCAGAAUUUGGCUCGAGCUGCACUGACCCGGCGCAAGCAUCGUGAACAACAAAAGAAACUAGACUUUUGCCAGCCCAAUGUCGUCGGGUUGCAAGCUGCUGCUCGUGGUGCGCUUGUGAGGAAUUUCUUCUGGGCCUGGCGCGAUUAUCUGCACGGCAGCCAGCCGGAAGCGAUUUAUCUUCAGUCGUUGCUGCGCGGGGCCUUACAACGGCGCAAAUUCCGCCAGAAGAUGCAAUAUUUCCGAGACAAUUUGGACAAGGUUGUUAAGAUCCAAUCCCUCUUCCGGGCCAAAGAGCAGCGAGAGCAGUACCGUCAAUUGACCAUGGGCAAGAACGUCAACGUUGGAACGAUCAAGAACUUUGUCCAUCUGCUUGAUGAUUCGGAGGCAGAUUUCGAGGAUGAGAUCAGGGUAGAAUGGAUGCGAAAGCAGGUCGUUGAAGGAAUUCGGGAGAAUCAAUCUCUUGAAACGGAAGUCAACGAGCUGGAUACCAAGAUUGCUCUCGUGGUCCAAAACGUAAAAACCUUUGAAGAAUUGAUUAAAGCACGUCGUCUGGGGACGGAUUCUUCUGCGCUCCACGCAACUCGUGCCUCGGUCCUUGCUGCCCAUGGUGAUCCGUUUGCGGCUACUAAUGCGCUAGACCAACAGACUAUGCGCCGACUGGAACUCUAUCAACAACUUUUCUACUUACUUCAAACACAAGGAGGAUAUCUUGCCCGUCUUUUCUUCUCCCUUUCAAGAAGCAAGGUCCCGGAGAAAAACAAACGGACGGUGGAGCGAGUUGUUUUAACACUUUUCGGGUAUGGCCAGGAGUCAAGGGAGGACUACUUGCUACUGAAGUUGUUCCAGAUGUCGAUAGUGGAAGAAGUUGCGGCCGCCAACUCUGUUCAAGAAGUAAUUCAAAGUCAUCCGAUGUACCUGUCCGUCGCUAUCCAGUACAUCAAGCAUAAACAGACAGCCUAUAUUCGGGACACUCUCAAAACCAUCAUCCAAGAAGUCAUCGGAAUGGACGACCUCGACCUAGAGACCGAUCCAGUUGCGAUCUACAAGACCCUCAUAAACCAGGAGGAAAUGCGCACUGGGCAAAAGAGUGUCUACAAGAAAGAUGUUACAACCGAGGAGGCUAUGCAGCACCAUGCGACUCGAGAAAAAUACAUCCAUCACCUCCAAAAACUUCAGUGGCUUUCGGGGAUUUUUGUUCGAACAAUCCUGGGCUCAACAAGGCGCAUGCCCUAUGCCAUGCGGCUAUUGGCCAGAGAAAUUCUGGCCGCCUUGAAGUCACGCUUCCCUGACGAGCAAGAACCUACCUACGCUAUUGCACUUGGUCGCUUGAUUUACUAUCGAUAUAUUAAUCCUGCCAUCAUUACUCCUGAAACUUACGAUGUCGUCCCAACUACCAUCACUCCUGCCGCUCGCCGCAAUCUUGCCGACAUAUCCAAGGUUCUGACUCAGAUUUCAUCUGGGUAUGAAUUUGAGGUCGCAAACCUAGUAUCUAUGAAUGCGUUUGUGGCUGAAAACAUCCCGUCCAUGGCUGCAUGGUUCCUCGAAGUGGCUAACGUGGCUGAUGCUGAGACAGAAUACCACGCUCACGAAUUUAUCGACGUAACCCUCCAACCCAAGCCGGUGUACAUUUCUCCCAAUGAGAUUUACGCUAUGCAUGGGAUUCUCACUCAGAAUGUGGAACAAGUGGCUUCUGACAAGAAUGAUCCUAUCCGGGCCGUCCUGACGGAAUUGGUCGGGCCCCCGACAUUGAGCGCCACUGAUGAGCUGAAAGACGCUCGGGAUCGUGCUGUUACACUGGAACUUUCCAACAGAUUUGCUCAAGUAAAGGAUCCGCUCGCCGAGGAGAAGGCCAUUUGGGUACAAGCCAAGCGCGGUGUAUUGGCUAUAUUGCGUGUGCAACCUGCCAAGGAUCUGGUCGAAUCACUAAUGAGGCCUGUCACUGAUAAUGAUGAAUAUACCUGGGAAGAUAUCGUUGACAAGGAACUCGUAACCGAUCGUAUGCUUCAAAAACGACGAUUGCCUUCGCAGGGAGCGCAGGACUCUGCUUAUCGGUUGGAAGAUAUCAGAACAUUAUCAUUCCGAGAAGUCAAGGCUCGCGCCAUUCAAUAUUUAUUGGAGUUGGAGAAAAGGGGCAAGGUUACUCGUACGGAUGGUUAUCAAGGAAUUCUGAACGCAAUCGCAAACGACGUACGCAGUAAACAUAGAAAACGAGUUCAGCGUAAACAGGAAAUGGACAAUAUGCGCGAGGCAUUAAACCACCUGAAGGAGCGAAAGCGUGCCUUUGAGGAACAGAUAUCAAGCUACCACAGUUACAUAGACUCCGCAAUGAACACGAUGCAGCGCGGAAAAGGGAAAAAGCGAUUCGUAAUGCCAUUCACCAAACAAUUCUUCCACUUGCGCGAAUUGCAACGAACUGGAGGAGAGCCUCAGUUCGGAUCGUACAAGUACAGCGCACAAUAUCUAUACGAACGAGGAAUACUCCUUUCAAUCGAUCGCUGUUCUCCUCGGCAGUUCGAUCGCAUCGAUAUCGUCCUUUCAUCCAAUGAAGUCGGAAUUUUCACGAUCCAGUUAAUUAGAAAUCUUCCAGGCGCAUCCGAGGUCACCGAAGAUAUACGCAUGGAAGACUUGCUGCAGGCUCAGUUCGAGAACAGGGUAUCUCUUUCGUUAUACGAUGGCUUGGCCAAAUUCAACAUAAACUUGCUUUUGUAUCAAAUAAACAAGAAAUUAUGGAACGGGAUGCUUUUUAUCCACCAGGGAUAUUACCGGUCUGCGAUUUUUCGUUUCAAGAUUACAUUUCCUUCAGACUAUCCAGCAAGGCCACCCGUUGUUCAGUUUACAACUGAUGUAUAUCACCCAUUAGUCUCCACUAAAGAUGGGAUAUUCUCUUUAGCUCCGCGUAUACCUGACUGGAGCUCUCAUGAACAUAAUGUGUUCCAUAUUCUGCACUGGAUCAAAGCUUCAUUCAAGAAGAGGGCACUAGACGGACUUGAUGAAGCGUCUUGCCUCAACAAGGACGCCUUCAGGAUGUAUAAAGAAUCAACCUCGUCGUUUGCAUCCCUGGCGGCCCAAUCUGCUUCACUAUCUCAAUCUUCGUCUGCUCUCUACGGGGAAAAUCGCGAUGCAAGUGACACCGGCAUUCUUAUGUUUUCGCGAACGAGUAGUUCUGAUCUAAACAAGCUUCGUUCAGAACUUGGCCUUACUUCCUGGGCUUCACAACCAACGGCCUGA